Messenger RNA from Danio aesculapii, 5049 nucleotides. RefSeq names its product Niemann-Pick disease, type C1 (gene npc1). Gene Ontology annotation, molecular function: lipid carrier activity. The coding region runs from base 74 to 3904 and encodes 1276 amino acids. The transcript has 25 exons. The record is from RefSeq and is a predicted model, not a curated record. NCBI's taxonomy places the organism in Eukaryota, Metazoa, Chordata, Actinopteri, Cypriniformes, Danionidae. Gene Ontology annotation, cellular component: membrane.
UUUGAAAAACAGGAAAUAAGAAAGCUUCAGUCCCGCAGAUCAGAGUCAGAAGAGCUCUGGAGUCUGAGCAGCGAUGCUUCUGCCGGGGAGAAACCACAUUUUCCGUCUUUUAUUGGCCACAGUUUUAUUAUCACAUUGGGUGCAUGGCCAGCACUGUAUCUGGUACGGCGAAUGUGGAAACUCCCCUUUACAUCCCGAGAAGAAGUUGAACUGCAAUUACACCGGUCCCGCUGUGCCUCUGCCUGAAGAAGGACAGGAGCUGCUGCAGGAGCUGUGUCCGGGACUGGUCUAUGCGGACAACAGAGUUUGCUGCGAUACACAACAGCUCAACACACUAAAAAGCAACAUCCAGAUCCCCCUUCAGUACCUGUCCAGGUGUCCAGCAUGUUUCUUCAACUUCAUGACCCUGUUCUGCGAGCUCACCUGCAGCCCCAGACAGAGCCAGUUUGUCAGCGUAAAAGACUUCCUUAAAGAGCAAAACCAGACCAGUGUGGGGAAUGUGACCUAUUAUAUCACCCAGACCUUUGCCAAUGCCAUGUUUAACGCCUGCAGUGACGUCCAGGCUCCGUCCAGCAACAUCAAAGCUCUCGGUCUGCUUUGUGGCAGAGACGCCAGUAAGUGCACUCCCCAAAACUGGAUCCAGUACAUGUUUGGCAUCGACAACGGGCAGGUGCCCUUUGGCAUCGAACCGGUUUUCACAGAUGUCCCUGUGCAGGGCAUGACUCCUAUGAACAACAGGACGUUUAACUGCACUCAGUCUCUGGAUGACGGCUCAGAACCCUGCUCAUGUCAGGACUGCAGUGAAGUGUGUGGGCCCACGCCUGUGCCCCCUGCCAUCCCACCUCCCUGGACUAUCCUCGGCCUGGAUGCCAUGAGCUUCAUCAUGUGGUGCUCUUACAUCUCUUUCAUCCUCAUCUUCUUCGGAGUGGUUUUGGGAGCCUGGUGUUACAGGAGGAGCGUGGUCACAUCUGAAUAUGGCCCAAUUCUUGACAGCAAUCAGCCCCACUCCUUGAACUCUGAUGGCACAGAUUUUAUAGAUGAGGCAUCCUGCUGUGAGACUGUGGGCGAGCGCUUCGAGAACGCUCUGCGUGUGGUUUUCAGCCGCUGGGGCUCUCUGUGCGUCCGGCAGCCGCUCACCGUCAUCUUGAGCAGUCUGGUGCUGAUCUGCAUCUGCUCGGCCGGACUCUCCUACAUGCGCAUCACCACCAACCCUGUGGAGCUCUGGUCGGCUCCCAGCAGCAGAGCACGGCAGGAGAAAAACUACUUCGACCAGCACUUCGGGCCGUUCUUCCGCACCGAGCAGCUCAUCAUCACCACUCCGUGGACCGAGGAGGGAGGUUUCUCCACCAUCACUGGAGACAUCAUUCCCUUCUCCCCCAUUCUGAACAUAUCCCUUCUGCAUCAGGUGCUGGAUCUGCAGUUGGAAAUCGAGAAUCUGAUCGCUGAAUAUAAAGGAGAGAAUGUGACUCUGAAAGACAUCUGUGUUUCACCGCUGGCUCCUUACAAUGACAACUGCACCAUCUUGAGUGUGUUAAACUACUUCCAGAACAGCCAUGAAGUCCUGGAUCAUGAGUUUAAAGACGAGUUCUUCAUCUACAAUGACUACCACACUCAUCUGCUCUACUGUGCCAGUUCCCCAACCUCUCUGGACGACUCGAGCCGUUUGCAUGACCCCUGCAUGGGCACGUUUGGAGGUCCGGUUUUCCCCUGGCUUGUUCUUGGAGGAUAUGAGGACUCAGCCUACAACAACGCCACAGCUCUAGUGAUCACCUUUCCUGUCACCAACUACCUGAAUGACACUGAGAAAUUAGGCAAAGCUUUGGCAUGGGAGAAAGAGUUCAUCAGGUUUGUGAAGAGUUACGAGAACCCGAACCUCACGGUGUCGUUCAGCUCUGAGCGCAGCAUCGAGGACGAGAUUGACCGCGAGAGCAACAGUGAUGUUUCUACCAUCGUUAUCAGCUACAUCAUCAUGUUUGUCUACAUCUCAGCAGCUUUGGGCCGCAUCAACAGCUGCAGGACACUGCUGGUGGACUCUAAGAUCUCUCUGGGUAUCGCUGGGAUCCUGAUCGUGUUGAGUUCUGUGGCGUGUUCACUGGGGAUCUUCAGCUACAUCGGGAUCCCGCUCACGCUUAUCGUCAUUGAGGUCAUUCCCUUCCUCGUGCUGGCCGUAGGAGUGGACAACAUCUUCAUCAUUGUGCAGACUUAUCAGAGAGACGAGCGAAUGCCAGAGGAGGAGCUUCAUCAGCAGAUCGGCCGAAUCCUCGGAGAUGUGGCUCCCAGCAUGUUCCUCUCUUCCUUCUCUGAGACCGUGGCCUUCUUUUUAGGUGCACUGUCCACCAUGCCUGCGGUGAGGACGUUCUCUCUGUUCGCUGGUUUGGCCAUCUUUAUCGACUUCCUCCUGCAGAUCAGCUGCUUUGUGUCUCUGUUGGGCCUCGACAUCAAGAGACAAGAGGCCAAACGGAUGGAUAUAUUGUGCUGUGUGAAGUUGUCUGAUGGACAAGAAGAAAAAUCUGAAGGUUGGCUCUUCCGCUUCUUCAAGAAAAUAUAUGCUCCUUUCAUCCUGAAGGACUGGGUUCGCCCUCUGGUGGUGGCUGUGUUUGUGGGAAUGCUGUCCUUCAGUAUAGCCGUUAUUAAUAAAGUGGAGAUUGGACUGGAGCAGACACUAUCCAUGCCUGAUGACUCGUAUGUGCUGAAUUACUUUGGGAAUCUGAGUAAGUAUCUACACACUGGGCCGCCGGUUUACUUCGUGGUUGAAGACGGUCAUGAUUAUAAGACGUUUGAGGGCCAGAAUGCAGUGUGUGGUGGUGUCGGCUGCAACAAUGACUCGUUGGUCCAGCAGAUUUACACCGCUUCCCUCAUGAGAAACUACUCUAGGAUCAAUAAUGUACCCUCGUCCUGGCUAGACGACUACUUUGACUGGGUGAAGCCGCAGUCGACCUGCUGCAGAUAUUACAACAGCACAGGAGCUUUCUGUAAUGCUUCAGUGGUGGACAAGAGCUGCGUUCACUGCAGACCAAUGACCUCUAGCGGGAAACAGAGGCCGAACGGCACUGAAUUCAUGCACUUCCUCCCCAUGUUUCUUUCAGACAACCCCAAUAUCAAAUGUGGAAAAGGUGGUCAUGCGGCGUACAGCACUGCCGUGGCUCUCAAAGACAACAACACUGACGUGGGCGCCACAUACUUCAUGAGUUACCACACCAUCCUGAAAAACUCCUCUGACUUCAUUAACGCCAUGAAGAUGGCCAGAGAGCUCACAGACAACAUCACACAGACCAUCAGCACAAACAACAAGAGCUACAAAGUCUUCCCUUACAGUGUGUUUUACGUCUUCUAUGAGCAGUAUCUGACCAUCGUCUCUGACACCGCGCUGAACCUCGGCGUGUCUCUGUCCGCCAUCUUCAUUGUAACGGCAGUUCUGCUGGGCUUUGAGCUCUGGUCGGCGGUGCUCGUCUGCUUAACCAUCGCCAUGAUCCUCAUCAACAUGUUCGGGGUCAUGUGGCUUUGGAGCAUCAGCCUUAACGCUGUCUCACUGGUCAACCUGGUCAUGAGUUGUGGGAUAUCAGUGGAGUUCUGCAGUCAUAUAGUGAGGGCUUUCUCCAUCAGCACCAGGAGCUCCAGGGUGGAGCGGGCAGAGGAGGCGCUGGCACACAUGGGCAGCUCUGUCUUCAGUGGAAUCACCCUCACCAAGUUUGGCGGGAUCCUGAUUCUCGCUCUGUCCAAAUCGCAGAUCUUCCAGAUUUUCUACUUCCGCAUGUAUCUGGCAAUCGUGCUGCUAGGAGCCGCUCACGGCCUCAUCUUCCUGCCUGUCUUACUCAGUUAUGCAGGCCCGUCUGUAAAUAAAGCAAAGGUUCUAGCUGCGCACAACAGGUUUGUGGGCACAGAGAGAGAGCGGCUCAUCUACUGAUCCACAGCAGACGACGCCAGCUUUUCAUAUUCAUGUUACACACAUUUGUAACUCAUUCAGCUUGACAGACUAAACUCAGGACUGCGCUUUGGAUGAACAGAAGACCUUUCUUCCCCUACUUCUCCUGUCCGCGUCCACCAAAUACACCUAACAGACUUGGUAGAUCCUGACAUGAUACAGUAUAUAGAGUUCGUGGAGAAGAAAACUCUUAUUUCCAUUAAACACAAACCUGCGGUUCUGGUAAACCAACGAGAGCAUGAGGGCAACAUUUGUUUUGUGUUUGUAUGAAUGUUUACGUGUAAAAAAAAUGUUUGACUAAUCCUUUUUUUAUUUAUUUGUGUGCAAUCAUUUACUUAUUAUUAGCAUGUUUCAAUUAACGAGUCAAAUUCACAGAUAAUGAAAGAACCGUGUCGACAAUCUCUUGAUGUAUCGUGAUGCUUUGACAGGAACCAUAUGUUACACAAACAGCUAGCGCUUUAUUGCUAGCACGACCUGAACGGUGUUGUUUUCAAGCAGGAAAACCACGUUAGUCUUAGCUAAUUAAUGAAAUGGGUUGGAGUGGGACGUUUUUAAAAUGUUUACUUACAAAGUUGUGCUGUGCUGCGUUAAUCGGCAUUGACAUGCUAAUAAAGGGAGCGCUAGCGUUAGUUUAGUGACUUGAGGCGCCAGGGCUAACCAAAACACAAGCAAAUAUAGGUUGCAGUUUGGUUUAACUCUCAUAUCCUCAGAAUUUGCCUGUUUAUUUCAAUUACUAACACAGUGUAGCUUUAAAAUGGCUGCUAAGAUGGUUUUGUAAACCAUCAAUAUGGCAGAGGAAGUAACCUACUAUAGUAAACUUAGGAACGUGCAAGGCAGAAAUGUGUUUGCAUACAAAUAAAUGGUUAUUUUUAUGAUUAGUUUGGGAUUGAUAGGGAUUGUGGGUAUGAUGUGAUUUUUCAAAGUAACGUUUUUCAUUAGUCAGGGACUGAAAACAUGGACACUUAUGUAAACGUCUCCAUAGCUUUGGUAAAAGAUAGCUUACGUGUGCCUCAUGGAUAUUAUAGCAGGCUAAAGUUUCUGCUUUGUGCGUAAACGCUCUUGAUUUGAAGAUUUUUUUGGAAUAAAUACAGACUAAUUUGUAAUAAAAAGACUGUUUUAUUUAUCAA